Rubroshorea leprosula is the source of this 615-nucleotide messenger RNA. The record is from the annotation of a GenBank genome assembly. NCBI's taxonomy places the organism in Eukaryota, Viridiplantae, Streptophyta, Magnoliopsida, Malvales, Dipterocarpaceae.
ACAAAGAGUUAAUAGCAACAAAAUGGGCAAUCCACAUCUUGGGGUCAUACCUUAUCCAGACCAAGACGAGGCAAUAGGGCUUGAACUAUCCAAUAGACCGUUUUUAUGGGUGGUACGAGCAGAUGUCACGAAGGGGAAAGACGAGGCAUACCCAGAAAGGUUUCAGAACAGAGUGGCUGAUCGUGGGAAAAUGGCGGGUUGGGCACCGCAGCGAGCAGUUCUGGGUCAUCCGACCGGAUUUUGAAAAGCUUCAUCGAUUGGGUAAAGUCAUAGACAAAGUCGUCGGAAUGUCGGUCGUUUGGUCCUAGUGCAUGAAACUCCACUCCGCCGUGGACAACUUCGGAAGAAGAUCGCGUCUUUUUUUAAGUUCGGGUUUAUUGACUGAGAUGAUGGUUAAGUUCCGAUUUUGCCUUUAAUGGGUUGGAAUGGCUUUUACCCAUCAUUGAGCCUUUUAUGGUCGAUUCCAUCAUUGAGCCUUAGACCGCGGAAAUUGCAUAGAGCCCAAAGUUCAUCAUGGUCUUGGAAGGUUUUGUUUUGUUAUUUAUAUUUAUUUAUUUAAACUCCAACAUGAAAUUUGAUUUGGCAUCAUCACAAAUUUAAAUUUGAAUAAAAUUA